CUAAGCAUACAGGCUACAGCCAAUGAGCCAAAGAUCUAUCUCUUUCUCUCCAAAACUCUUACAUCUCCCGCACUUCCAUUUCCUACAGUUCCCCGCGGUUCCUCCAAAUCCUCACUCUCUCCAAUGGCUACUGUUCUCGAUUCCCUCGCGGUUCCUCGUUCCUCUGCUCUUCCUUCCUCUGCUUUCGCUCCGAUUGCCUCCUCGCCAGUCUGCUUUCUCUCCGGCCGUCGGGGAUCGAUGAGGUUGCCGGAGUUCUCAGGUUUGAAGAUCCAGCCGAGUCUCGCCUCUCGUUCAGUGGCUGCGGCGGGUCGGAGUUCGAGAGUAGGUCGCCGUGUUGGAGGAGUCGUGUGCGAGGCUCAGGAGACUGCUGUUGAAGUAUCUGCUGUGAUUGAUGCAACCUGGCAGUCACUUGUUCUUGAUGCUGACACCCCCGUUCUGGUUGAAUUCUGGGCUCCAUGGUGCGGUCCCUGCCGCAUGAUCCACCCAGUAAUCAAUGAACUGGCAAAGCAAUACACUGGGAAGCUCAAAUGCUACAAAGUGAACACUGAUGAGAGCCCUUCUAUUGCAACACGGUACGGGAUCAGAAGCAUACCAACUGUCAUCAUCUUCAAGAGCGGCGAGAAGAAAGAAGCAAUUAUUGGUGCUGUUCCCAAAUCCACAUUGACCACCAGCAUCGAGAAAUUCUUAUAGAGGUGGUAAGUUAAAAGAUGCAACUUUGCGGGAAUUAAGCGGUUUGUAGUAUUUGCUUCUUUGAUAUUUAGAUCCUGAUGUUACACUUUCGGUACCGUUGCUUCCUUACAGUAAACUGUCUUAUGUUCUCUUUGUAUAGUUAUUGCUUGUUGCUGUAUUUCCAGUUUCCUUUAGUUAUCUACUUAUAUGUAUCAGUCAUUUGAAUAUCCCUUUGUAACUUGUCCCAUCUUCUCAUCU
Molecule: messenger RNA, 927 nt
Organism: Vitis riparia (riverbank grape)
Lineage: Eukaryota; Viridiplantae; Streptophyta; Magnoliopsida; Vitales; Vitaceae
Product: thioredoxin 1
Exons: 2
Coding region: 124-690 (188 amino acids)
Cellular component (GO): cytoplasm
Molecular function (GO): oxidoreductase activity, acting on a sulfur group of donors, disulfide as acceptor; protein-disulfide reductase activity
Source: RefSeq, a predicted model, not a curated record